AGCAGGAAAAAGUGAAGCAUGAUAAGAUUAGGUGAAUGUUAUUCUCAGGCUGGAAAACUACAUUAUAUAAAGAUGACUCCGGCGUUUAGCCAAAGCAUCCCUAAUCAACAAUGGGAGCAUUUAUCCCAGGCAGCAGCUGCCUGAGUCAGCUGAGUCCCGCAAAUGAAAGCUCUGGAGUAUCAGAUAGGACUGGCUGGAAUUGGUGCAUCUAAACCAUUUUUGUGCCUGAAGAUGUCGGCUUCUGAUCUUGACUCCAAAAAGCUGAGCUUUGGGGCUCCACCAUCUUUGAGGAGGCUCCCACCGUAUUCGGGGCCAAUGGAUACAAGCUCUGGAUGAUGGGUUGACUGGCUGGAACAAACACGACUUGACAGAUUCUCUCUUCAAUCCAAGAGUCGUUCAAAGAAGCUGCUGUUCAUCCAUAUUCUGUACCAGCGGAUGCACCUAAUCUGGAAAGUAUGGUGGUGUCCGUAGUAAACAUCACCGCCAAGGAAGGUUCCCGGACAGUUCUCACUUGCAAGAGCUACCGGAUGGUCUGGACUCAGGACAAUCUGAAUGAUCGCCAGCGGGUGGUUCAUUGGGAUCUCUACAGAAGCCAGCAGUCUGUGGAGAGGCUGUGCGACAUGUACUCUGCCGGGGAUCGACGGGUCUACCACACGUACAACCAGGGGCGGAUCUCCAUGCCCGAAAACGCAUUUACGGAAGGCAACUUUUCAUUGAUGGUCCAAGACGUUGCUGAGAGCGACCAAGGGAUUUAUUCCUGUAACCUCCACCACCAUUAUUGCCAUCUGUAUGAAACGGUGCAGCUGCAGCUUGAGGUCACAGAAGAAGCCGGGGAAGUCCAGAACUACUGGGAUGGAGAGAAAGUGGUGGUCGUUGCCCUGAAAGGCAGUGCGGUGAUCCUUCCUUGCAUCAACCGGAACCAGGUUUGGACCGGACGAGAUGAGGAGGAGGAUCAACAAGUUGUCCACUGGGACAGGCAGCCCCCUGGGGUGCCUCACGACCGGGCCGAUCGGCUUAUUGACCUGUAUGCUUCUGGCGAAGGCCGUUUGUACGGGCCUCUCUUCUUCCGGCAAAAGAUGAACAUCAAUGAGAAGGCCUUUGCCCUUGGUGACUUCUCCCUGAGGAUCUCAUCCUUGGAGGCCGCGGACGAAGGGAUCUACUCCUGUCACCUGCACCACCACUACUGCGGGCUCCACGAACGGAGGAUCUUCCAGGUCUCAGUGGCUGAGCCAGAACAGGAAAAUAAAGUGGUGGUGAAUCUCACACGCCCCAAUCCCCCAGCACCAGAUCCUAACUCCGGCCGGAACCACAAUGUGAUCAACGUCAUCAUCCCCGAGAGCCGGGCUCAUUUCUUCCACCAGCUGGGCUAUGUUCUGGCCACUCUCUUGCUCUUCAUCCUGCUCUUGAUCCUUGCAGUUCUCGUGACUCGCCAGCACCGCAGGAGAGGCUUUCAAUACAAUAUGAAAAAAUACGAUGAGAAGGAGCUGACUCUCAGGGAGGUUCCAUUGGAUGCAACAAAUUUGUCAAAUUACAAAAGUGAAGAUUUUAAAUUGGAUUACAAAAACAAUAUCCUGAAGGAUAAAGCUGAACAAAAUAGGAUUCUCCCUGCUAAGAAUAUUGACUUAGAUAAAGGUGAGUGGGCAGCAAGACUAGAUGGUGAUUCUUACCCCCUGUCCCCGCCCCCCUUCAAAUGUUAAAUGUCCUAUUGUUUC
Molecule: messenger RNA, 1712 nt
Organism: Thamnophis sirtalis
Lineage: Eukaryota; Metazoa; Chordata; Lepidosauria; Squamata; Natricidae
Source: RefSeq, a predicted model, not a curated record